Molecule: messenger RNA, 2949 nt
Organism: Harpia harpyja (harpy eagle)
Lineage: Eukaryota; Metazoa; Chordata; Aves; Accipitriformes; Accipitridae
Gene: PRIMPOL
Product: primase and DNA directed polymerase
Exons: 14
Coding region: 803-2545 (580 amino acids)
Biological process (GO): response to UV; mitochondrial DNA replication; error-prone translesion synthesis
Cellular component (GO): mitochondrial matrix; nucleus
Molecular function (GO): chromatin binding; DNA-directed DNA polymerase activity
Source: RefSeq, a predicted model, not a curated record
AGGAGGCACACGGGGUGGACGCCUUGCUUUGCCCUCCUCUCCCCGCGGCCUUCCGGGCGCCGCGGUGCCGUUACGCCCGCCGGUCCCCGUCUUCCUAGCGCGGGGCUUGCCGCAGCGGGCCGGGCCCCUCGGGCGUGCUCUGUCACGCGGGGGAAACAUAAGCCACCGCGCCCUUCGGCUGCCGUUAGGCCCCGGUUACCGCCGCACCGCCGAGCCUUACGGGGGUUUGAGUGCUGUGGCCGGUUAACGGCUGCCUGAGAGCGGUGCGUUACGUUGCCCUUAAUGCUGUUGCGUUUGACUUCGUGUAGCUCAAACCCUGUUGGUUUUUGUCUUCUCUUUUAGUUCCUCUGCGUGCUGAAAAAGUUUACCUUUCCGUCAGAGCGGUGGGGUGUAAAGAUAGUCGCCAUCUUAAGUAAUUUGCGGGGAUGAUUACCAAAUGAGAGGCGAUCUUUCAGAUUUCAGCGAGCUAGGUAAGCGCGGGUGUACUGGACUGUAUCAGAGCAGGGCCUUCCUCUUAAGGCCGGGUUUAUCUCCCACCGCUGCCUGAUGAAAGCUCGGAAGUCGUGCAGACGAGCGACGAAUGUAGUCCGAAUAUACCUGCCUACUAGUGUCCCGCUGCCCUGCCGUUCAGCCUUACACAACAGCUCUCUGGAGCCGAGGGCUGGUUUCAGCUUCGUCGUCAACUUUCAGGUAUAGUUGGUACAGGAACUGAAGUAACCUUGAAAAGACCUGACAUGUUGGACUGCUGAGAAUCCAAGUGUUUGGAUGGCAAGAGCAGUGAUAGAUCUCAGUUUCAAGACAAAUGAAGAGAAAAUGGGAAGAAAGACUGAAGAAAGUGGAAGAACUAGCAUCUCACUAUGAAAGAAACCCUCUUCCUCCAGUUUAUAGACCAAAACUGUCCAAACCCUUUCUGCCAUCCUCUGUUUGGAAAAUGUUUUGUCGGCAGGCUGAAGCUUUCGAUUAUGUAAAAACCUGCAAAGAGGAUGUUCAUGUAUUUGCCUUGGAAAAGAACACACAAAGUGGACAAAGGUUUUACCUUGUGACAACAUAUAAAGAGCUUUGGUUUUAUUACAGUAAAGGUUAUAAAACAAGUCUUAUGCAUUGCUAUGAAGUAAUUCCUGAAAAAGAUGCUUGCAAACUUUAUUUUGAUUUGGAGUUCUACAAACCAGCAAAUCCUGGUGCAGAUGGCAAGAGUAUGGUUGCAAAGUUAAUUGAGCUUGUCAGCCAAAAAUUAGAAGAACUUUAUGAUGUAAAUUGUUCAGCCAAAGAUGUCUUGAAUUUAGAUUCCAGUACUGAUGAAAAAUUUAGUCGACACUUAAUAUUUCUACCCCAGAAGACUGUAUUUAAGGAUAAUAUUCAUGUUGGUAACUUUGUGAGAAGCAUUUUUCAGCCUGCCAUAAGGUUAGUGGAGAGUAAAGCUGCUGCUGUGAUUCCAGAAGGAGUAGGACAUGUUUUCCAGUGUUCUGCAGAAGGAGUUGGAUUAGGUGGUUCUCUUACAAACCUCACAGCUGUCGAACAUGCUUCCAAAGGCUGGCCAGCCAUUGCUCGCAAAACAAAGGAUAUGGAAACAUCACACCAGGGAGGAAAUUCAGAAUUUUCCUUUCUGAUAGUAAAUGAUAAAGAAGGCAACAAGCAACUUUUUGUGGAUCUAGGAGUUUAUACAAAGAAUAGAAAUUUCCGGAUGUAUAAAUCAUCAAAAGCAGGAAAAAAUGUGAUUCUGAAGAUAGCAGAGGAUAAUAAGUUUGUCCCUAACUGUGAAGAGAACGUUUCCUUGGAAGAAGCAUAUUUUCUUUCCUCUUUGAUCUGCAACAUUAGAGCGAGUCAUGACACAAAAGUUCUGUCAUCUGGCUUUUCAGAGGAGGAGAGAAAAAUGUCUGGUUUUUUAAACCGUAUAACUACCAGAAGCAGUAGAGAAUCCAUGGAAGGUUAUCAGGAUUCACCAUAUCCAGAAAUAGAUUAUUUUGUUCGUUCUUUGGUUAAUAAAGAUGGGGUCCAAGGAGGGAUACGGCGAUGGAAUUAUUUCUCUCUCGAAGAAAUACUUGUAUAUGAUAUUUCUGGUUACCGCUGGUGUGAAAAUAUUGGAAGAGCUCACAAAAGUAACAACAUAAUGAUUCUGGUAGAUCUAAAGAAGGAAGUCUGGUAUCAGAAGUGUCACGAUCCAGUCUGCAGAGAAGAAAACUUCAAAUCACAAAGUUUUCCAUUACCACCUAGGAUACGUCUCUCGUUUCUUUUCAAAGAGGAAGAAGAGUAUACACUAAUGCAUGAAAAGGGGAACACAGACGAAAAAGUAAAACCAUGUUCUAGUACAUCAGACUUGUCAAAAAGCUCAAUAUCUCUAGAAAAAAGCUUGUCUCAAGACUUCCUGUUGUCAGACAGUGUGUGGAGCAAUGCAAGCGAUGAUGCCCGUUUCCUAGAAGCUACUGAAGAUGUGGAACUAGCUGAAGCUGCAAAUGAUAGUCUGAAUUAUGCCACGGAAGAAAUUCCUGAUGAAGUUCUUUCAGAAGCUUUAAGGAAACAGGACACUUGCAAUAAAGAAGGCAGCUAACCACAGCGUUGGCUAGCAAACAGACUGCUAGCACUGAAGCUUGCAUAUCAUGUGCCUUCUGUGAAAGACGCUACAAUGUAGUUCAAAAGUGCUCUUCCAGAGCUGUAAGACGAAGAACUGAGUAAUGGCUAACAAACAGGUAUUCUCACAACUGGAUGAUCUUCAACAAGCAUGAGGAGAUCAUGGCAGACUACACGAGGGCUGAAGAGUGCUGGACUGAAAACUCAUCAUGAAUGCUGCUUCAAGUUUAGUGCUCUUAACGCCCUCUGCUGUGCGGUUUCUAUUUUGUUAGUUGUGUGUCCAAGUUUUACCGAUAAGCCAAGUAAAAUAGAUGACUUCCAGCAAUGGGAGGACAUUAUUUAUUUAUUUCAAAUACAAAUUUAAUAAAAAGAUUUGUCUAUCAA